This is a messenger RNA of Pimephales promelas (fathead minnow), 4824 nucleotides long. It is a transcript of the gene sema6ba, whose product is annotated as sema domain, transmembrane domain (TM), and cytoplasmic domain, (semaphorin) 6Ba. Lineage: Eukaryota; Metazoa; Chordata; Actinopteri; Cypriniformes; Leuciscidae. Gene Ontology annotation, molecular function: semaphorin receptor binding; chemorepellent activity. Gene Ontology annotation, biological process: axon guidance; neural crest cell migration; semaphorin-plexin signaling pathway. Gene Ontology annotation, cellular component: plasma membrane. The record is from RefSeq and is a predicted model, not a curated record.
CAGAGAGAGAUCCAUCCCCCUCUCGGAUGGUUAGGUUCCUCAUUCUGAAGCCCGCGGAUGAUGCUCGUGUUUACGCAGCGCUCGGCGUCUGACCGGUGGAUGUGAAUAUCAGUUUAUACGUCGCACAUACUGAUUCAUGAACAUCGCCAAAGGAUCCGCUGGAGAGACGUUCCGUUCCAGACUGCAGGUGGAUGUAUGGCGUUAUUAACAAUCACUUAAACCAAUCCCUCCUCAGACAUUGAUAUCUUCAUAUGCACGUGAAUCUUUUGCUUUUGAAAGGGCUUUCAGCGGGCGGGCACACACUGCGCCGUGCGUCUUAACGCAGGGCUGCUCUUUUGGACCCGUGCCACGGUUGUCUGUCUCCGUCCGUUCACCCAACCACACCUACCCGUUAUAUCCUCACCGAAUUGCAGCAGCAGCAGCAGCGUCCCCACACAGGAUCCCGACUGAUCCCGACGCGAAGGGGACAUUGUGUCUGAGUGAGCGGGUGGAAGAACGCGGAUCCACUGCGCUAUAAACGCCUGGUGCGCACCCGACCCGCUCAGAGACGCCCGUGUUUUACCGACAUGUCAGCCCGGUGCGCGUGAUCGCUUUGGAGGAGAGGCAGGUGAAAUUACCAGCUUUGUCCCGCAUCCUGCGCCAAGAAGAAACGCAUCACCUUGGGGAUUUAAACACACCGACAUCCAACUUACCAGCUCUGGUGUGUCGCUGCCAUGGCGACCCUGACCCCCUGCUUCUUACGGAUUUUUGCUGUCCUCCAAUUUGCUGCUUGCUCGUUUCCAGAGGAACCUGGCCCUUUAAUCUCCGCCCCUGCUGAGGUGGUGAGGCGAUAUCCAGUGUUUGUGGGCCGAGCGCAUCGCUCUUACACCCGUCAGGAGCCGCUGUACAUUCAGACCGUCCUGAAAGUCAAUCGUACACUCUACAUUGGAGCCAGAGAUGACCUUUAUCGAGUGGAACUGGACCAUGUAUCUGGAGAUGAAAUGUUCUACAGCAAGAAAAGGACGUGGGAAUCCAAUAAGAAUGACAUCCGCAUCUGUAGAAUGAAGGGCAAACAUGAGGAGGAGUGCCGUAAUUAUAUUAAGGUGCUGUUGAGCCAUGAUGGAGGGCUGUUCGUGUGCGGGACGAAUGCUUUCAACCCGCUGUGUGCCAAUUACACGAGAGACACUCUGGAAUUGGUCGGCGAGCCCAUCAGCGGAAUGGCCCGAUGUCCGUAUGAUCCCAAACACGCUAAUGUGGCUCUGUUUGCAGAGGGCAGCUUAUUCACAGGGACAGUAACUGACUUCCUGGCCAUCGACGCCGUCAUUUACCGCAGUCUUGGAGAGAGUCCUGCCCUGCGCACGAUCAAACAUGAUUCCAAAUGGUUCAGAGAGCCUUAUUUUGUGAGUGCCGUGGAAUGGGGACCUCAUAUCUACUUCUUCUUCAGGGAGAUGGCCAUGGAGUUCAACUACCUGGAGAAGGUGAUGGUGUCUCGCGUGGCACGCGUGUGUAAAGGUGAUUUGGGCGGCUCUCAGCGUGUGUUAGAGCGCCAGUGGACGUCGUUUCUAAAAGCUCGUCUGAACUGCUCAAUCCCUGGAGACUCGCACUUCUACUUCAACCUGCUGCAGUCCACCAGCCCCAUCAUACGCAUGCAGGGCAGAGACGUCAUACUGGGGGUCUUUUCAACACCCUCAAACAGCAUCCCCGGCUCGGCGGUGUGUGCGUUUGACAUGCAGCAGCUGGCACGUGUGUUUGAGGGCAGAUUCAAAGAGCAGAAAUCUCCAGAAUCCAUAUGGACACCAGUACCUGAUGAACUGGUGCCGAAACCCAGGCCUGGGGGAUGUGCUGUCCAGGGUUCGAGAUUCAGCUCCUCUAACGCCCUUCCGGACGAAGUGCUGAACUUCAUCAAAACUCAUCCUCUGAUGGACGAAGCAGUUCCUUUGCUUGGACACAGACCCUGGAUAGUCAAGACCAUGGUUCGGUACCAGUUGAACACUAUGGUGGUGGACACUGAGGCAGGCCCCCACCGCAAUCGAACUGUGGUGUUUCUUGGGUCCACCAGGGGAACCGUUCUCAAGUUCCUAAUCACACCCAGCCCAGAGAACCAGUACUCCAACACCAACACCUUUCUGGAAGAGCUGGAGGGCUACAACCCUGAAAGGUGCGGCGAUGACUCUGUACAGGCACGGCAGCCUCUCUCUCUGACCCUGGACAAACCCAGUCACACACUCCUGCUGGCCUUCCACUCCUGUGUGGUGAGAGUGCCCGUCGCACGCUGCCAACUGCACUCCAGAUGCAUGAAAAACUGCAUUGCGUCCAGAGAUCCAUACUGCGGCUGGACCAGAGGAAGUACCUGCUCACUUCUGCGGCCAGGCACCAGAUUACCUUUCGUGCAGGACGUUGAAUAUGGAAACACCUCACAUCUCGGAGACUGCGACGGUCUGUUACGUGAGAGUUUUAUGGAUGAGCCUGAAAGUCUUGUUACUUUGAACCUGCUGGUCGUUGCUGCAGUCUCUGCAUUCUCCACCGGGGCGGCACUCUCGGGUCUGGCAGUGUGCUGGAUUAUGGGCCAGAAACACCGUCACCGUUCGCAUAGCAACACUCCGUCGUCCAGUAGUCAGCGGAAGAGUGAGAAAGAGCGUUGCAUGAUGGGACAAAGCAGGAGCGGCUCCGUGAUGAGCGUAUCCCGGCACAGCGGCGCAGACCGGCCGCGCUCACAAGGUGAGACGCUCUUCGUCAUGCCCAAUGGUUGGGUCAAAGCGGGCGACUUGGAUCCAGGUCUACUUCCCACACCCGAGCAGACUCCUCUGCAGCAGAAACGUGGGCUACGCCUGUCUGAUUCUGGAUCCAGCUGGGACCAAAGUCAGACCUUCUUGAGCUCAGUUGGUACCCAGUGCCCACCUCCACCAUCCACCUUGUUUCUCAGCUCUAAACUCCUGCAAGGAAACGGCCGACGCCACGAGGAAGCCAUCGAAACCGGUAUCGACCGCCAACGCUACGUCUCCCUCUCCAAGUAUCGGGAUCAGGGAAUACGCCCAGGCACUCUUCUUCGCAAGUCAGCAGGCGAAUACAACUACCCCAUGACUCCCCAAGACUCCCCCGACCGGCGGAGAGUGGUGUCGGCCCCCAGCACCCAGAUAGAGUACAGCGGAGAGCCCCUUCGCUGGACCCACGAAGGCUACAUCUUCAGCAGUCACGGCAUACCUCCAACAGGCCACCACUACACCACGUCCUCGCAGCAUCCCGCGGGAUUGACGCGCACCGUGCUUCAUGGGUCCCGGGGGCUCAUCGACCUGGCGGACUUCAGUCACCUGCUCGGGAAGGGAGGAAGCGAUCGGACAACGACGGGCCAGUGAAUGACGAGAAGCAAGGUAGCAGGGAAUUGUAGAAACGUAAGCGGCUGAAACCUCCCGUGGACUGCAGAGCGCAACCUGGCCAACCACAGUAGCUCACUGUUACUCUCUCUCUCUGUCUUUCUUUAUGUCUUUUCUCACCUGCCCGUCAUCCUUUUCCUCAUUUGUCUGGAACGGCUUGCAUGAGGACGAGCCAAACCGGACCUCACUGACUACAAGAAGAGAGGCCAUUUCAACUGGAUAGACCUCUUUCUCUUCUUCUCUCUCACAAUUACACACAUGUAGGCUGAGACUUGCUUUUCCCAGUACAGUAGCUCUCAUUCUUGCUGACUGACUACGAGUGUGACUUAGCAAACCUUAUUGCCCCUUUAUCCGAUGGAGGAAAGAACCUUAGCCAUCUUGAAGACUAUCUAUCUCUGAAUAUGUUCACACCUAAACUCUCUUUAGCAGGUUACCCUUUCAGCAAAUUUGUAAGUUUGAUAUGACGGCAGCAUUUCAUUUGGGAAUUGGGACAAUUGUUCAAUACAGAAACAACCAAGAACCCAAUGAGUAAUGACUCGGUAAACAGUGGUCAAUCUCGUAUGAUUCUGGUCAAUACCAAACUGAGGAGGACAUCUUAUUUACAGAUUUGGACAGAUCAACUGGUCAGAAGGAACAGAACUUUCGCUUCGGAAUUACUGAUUUAUUAAAAAAAAUAUAACUUGUUGUAGCCCAUCAAAUUUACACUUUAUAAAAAAACGUAAAUAGCAGUGUUGUAGUACUUGAGUCUGGACAAGAGCAGAUUCAGACUCAAGUCCGAGCCCAAGACCGUAUAUUUAUGACUAGUCAAGACCAGGUCAUUUGAGGCGGAGUCCAAAUGCUCCCGAAAUGAUCUUGAAAUUUUUUUUUUAUUAUUAUUAAAUGGGAAAGUAAGGAGAAGCAGAUUAUAUAGAGGGCCACAUUGCCCCAAAUUAUCAGUCUCCAUCUACGAUACUUUUUCCAUUACAAACGCUUGUGUGAGACAUCAUUUCUUGUGGGCGGGGCCUCGUUCGCUUUGCGAGAUUUGCGGUACGCCAUUUGCUCUGAUGCAUCACUUUGACCAAAAUGUAUGGAUGUAUGGAUAGAAAAGAUUUUUCUUUUGUAUGCUUGGAAACUUGAGUGAGCUGAGGCAUUUACCUCAGUAUUACCUCGGCCCUGAGUUCAGACUUCACACGAGAGAGAGACGGAAAGAGAGAAAGCUUUGGUCGGGUGAGUUUCGUGGCCUCAACAACAUGAAUUUCUGUGUAGCUCUGUGAGUUUAAUCAGAGGACUCUCUGAGAAUUUACGAACACGCUGGAGUCCAAGUUUUUUGUCUUUUUGUUCGGUUUCUUCCUUUUUGUACAGUGGAUUUUUUACACAAUAUGUAACACGUAACAUGGAACACAGAACUGAGGUAAACACACCCGCUGUUUUCUAGAAGGACGCGAUUAGAGACGGAGAAAGAGAGACUCUGUCCUGAAGACUCUUGCUGUUUCGC